Messenger RNA from Prionailurus viverrinus (fishing cat), 2638 nucleotides. RefSeq names its product thromboxane A synthase 1 (gene TBXAS1). The transcript is spliced from 10 exons. The record is from RefSeq and is a predicted model, not a curated record. Gene Ontology annotation, molecular function: thromboxane-A synthase activity; heme binding; monooxygenase activity. The coding region runs from base 157 to 1458 and encodes 433 amino acids. NCBI's taxonomy places the organism in Eukaryota, Metazoa, Chordata, Mammalia, Carnivora, Felidae.
ACUCUGAAGAACAGCACAUUUUGGGGACCCACUUAGUGUGUGUGUUCUUGGUUGCCUGUUCCUUCUUCCGUCUGUACAGCGUGGUCCCUGUAACGGCAGGGGCAUCAGCCUCCCUCUUUCUCUGGAGGACCGCCCCUCUUGGGACUCUGAGGAACAAUGGAAGUCUUGGGGUUUCUCAAACUGGAAGUGAAUGGCCCCAUGGUGACAGUGGCCCUGUCAGUGGUCCUCUUGGCCCUCCUGAAAUGGUACUCCACAUCAGCGUUUUCAAGACUGGAGAAGCUGGGCAUCAGACAUCCCAAGCCUUCUCCUUUUGUUGGAAACUUGGCAUUUUUCCGCCAGGGUUUCUGGGAAAGCCAAAUGGAGCUCAGAAAGCUACACGGACCUCUGUGUGGGUACUAUCUUGGUCGCCGGAUGUUUAUUGUUAUCUCUGAUCCAGACAUGAUCGAGCAGGUGUUGGUUGAGAACUUCCAUAACUUUACCAACAGAAUGGUGUCUGGCUUGGAGUCCAAACCCGUAUUGGACAGCGUCCUGUUUUUACGUGACAAAAGAUGGGAAGAGGUCAGAAGUGUCCUGACUUCUGCUUUCAGUCCUGAGAAGCUCAAUGAGAUGACUCCCCUAAUCAGCCAAGCCUGUGACAUGCUCCUGGCUCACUUAAAAGGCUAUGCGGAAUCUGGGGAUGCUUUCGACAUCCAGAGGUGCUACAGCUGCUACACUACAGAUGUGGUUGCCAGUGUCGCCUUUGGCACCCAGGUGGACUCCCGGGGGGCUCCUGAGGACCCCUUUGUGAAGCACUGCAGGCGUUUCUUUGCGUACUCCAUCCCCAGGCCGAUCCUGGUUUUAAUCUUAUCAUUUCCAUCCAUAAUGGUCCCACUGGCCCGGAUUUUGCCCAAUAAGAACCGAGAUGAACUGAAUGGCUUUUUUAACAAACUCAUUAGGAACGUGAUUGCCUUGCGGGACCAGCAAGCAGCAGAAGAGAGGCGGAAAGAUUUCCUCCAACUGAUCCUGGACGCCCGACAUUCCUCCACCUCCGUGGGCGUGGAGAGCUUUGACAUGGUCAGACAAGUCUUCUCCACCGACUGUGCAGCGGGUCCCUCCCACCUGCACCAGCCCAGACGCCUGUCCAAGCCUCUGACUGUGGAUGAGGUCGUGGGCCAGGCCUUCAUCUUCCUCAUUGCUGGCUACGAGAUCAUCACCAACACGCUCUCUUUUGCCACCUACCUCCUGGCCACCAACCCUGACUGCCAAGAGAAGCUUCUGACAGAGGUGGACAGCUUUAAUGAGAAAUUCAAUAAUCUUGCCUUUGGCUUCCUCAUGGCUGAGCACCGGGAGCCACAACCCACCUUCCUCGGGGAUGCACGAAGCAAGACGCUCAUAGCAAGACUCACAGACAGCAAUUUGCAGCUCCCUUUCCCCAGUUUAUCUUCCUCCACCCUGAAUGGAGCUGGGCGGAUGGCUUAGACACAGGCUCCAGGCUGGAUUCCCUGCCUCAAAGCCAGGUUGAACCCCUGAACCAGCCACAUGACCGUAAACCUCAGUUUCCUGUUAAAGGGGAUAAUAAACCUAUUGGCUCCAUUCGGUUGGGGCUGAUUAGAUGAGGUGACACGUGUAAAGCACUUAGCAUGCAAUCCUGUGCCUAUGCCCCCCAGAAGCAUUUGUUUCUAUUUUGCUGUUGUUUCGAUGCUUCCUGUCACUCCCAUUGUACAGAUGUCAUCUCAGAAGCCUUAAGGAGACACGUGUCCCUUCAUGUGCCUCUGAUCCACCAGGGUCUCAGCACAUGCAUCUGUGCCCCUCGGCCAGCAGCCCCUCUGCUGCCACGCCCGCAUCCCUCACUGCCCCUCUGGGGUCCCUUGCUGCCCCUCCCUUUCAGCCUGGAACUUUUCCUGCCCUCCUUCCCUUCCAACAGAGUUCCUCUUUUCACAUCCUAUUUCCCCAGAACACUAUUUUCGGCCAGAGACCAACAAAACAAUGGUAGAAUUACCAAGACCCGAGGACUUGGAAGGAUUUCAGACAUUGCUGGUUGAUCCCGAAUGCCCUCUCCUGGGCACCUGCUCGGGACCCAUCAUCCACUGGUCACUCCAGGAAUGAAGGGCUCACCUCUUCCAUGUUUCAAACAGCUGGACCAGACCAUUAAUCCACAAAUCCAUUUCCCUAUAGUUUCCAUCUAUAGCUUCAAACUCUGGGCCCAAAUGACCCUUUAAAAGACUGCCCACCUCAGGCUUCUGCAAAUUUUCUCCAUGUGGCACACUUUGAAGUCCCUUGCCCACCCUAGUCUCCCUCCAGCCUGUGUACCUCUAGAGGGUGAUACAGCCGGAGUAGCAGGCUGACCCAGGGUGCGAGCAGAUGGUGCAGAGGAGAGCACAGUAGCUGCUUCCAUGAUGGUUGUUUCCAGUGACGGGGACGGGGGGGCGGCCAUUGAUAACCCGUUCUCCAGUUACCUUCCCUGAAUUUGUCAAAAUGUAUCUCAAUUAUUGCAACUCCGUAGAGUAAUAAGUCCUACAAGUUUCAAAUACACCGGAUAGAGGGGUGCCUGGGUGGCUCAGUCGGUUGAGCUUUCGACUUGGGCUCAGGUCAUGAUCUCACGGUCUGUGAGUUCGAGCCCCGCGUCAGGCUCUGUGCUGACAGCUCAGAAACUGGAGCC